AUGUCUGCGGAGACCAAAUCUAGUGUGGUCAAGGUGAAACCCAGUAGUGGCAAUCAAGAUGGUUCAUCAUCAAGAGGCAAAAUCGAUUCAACUGCAAACAAGAAGAAAGUUGUUGUGAGCUCAACCAAGCAAUCUGUUGAUUCAAAGCAUAGAUCUUCCACAACUUUUACAAAAACUGAGGUGAAAGCAAAAACAACAUCAAUAACCACGACGAAAACAACUACUGUCAAAACAAAAGAGAAGAAAGUUUUUUCUUUACCCGGCCAGAAGUAUGAUCAUCCAGAAGAGCGAGAACCUUUGAGGAUAUUCUACGAGUCAUUGUCGGAACAGAUCCCUUCAAGUGAGAUGGCUGAGUUUUGGUGAGUUUUUUUUUCCUCAUAAAUCUGGCACAUUUACUUUAUCUGGCGUAUCCUAGCCUUUACAAAAGCUUCAAUUUGGCUGUAAUUUCUUUGCUUUGCUUCUGCCACAAAUUUUACCAAGUUAACUAUGUUGAUUGCUUGUUUCUGUUUUAAGCUACUAUUUGAGGCAUAUCCAAUCAAUGCUAAUGUUGUUUUCCAAAAUGAAAGAUCUAUGAGGUAGUCAUAUUUUAGAGUAAGGAUUGUUCGAAGAGGGUCAAUUGGUAUUGUCAAUAUUCUAGGUGGAAAAUGCUCACUUAAUAUACCUAUUAGUCUUGUGCAUUUCUUGUUUAGGAUUAUGCAGCGGUAUAGUAGUUUAUCUUAUUUUCAAGGUUGCUGUUGAGUGGCUGGUCUAUGUUGCAGCAUGCUUGUCACGUGCCUAAACUCUCUUUUCUUCCAGAGGUAGUCAAAAAAUUACUCUCUUGUUUAUGCACAUUACUGCCCGUUAUGUGUGUUUGUGGAAUGAGGAACAUUAAAUUGCAACUGUGCUUGAGGAGAAUUAGGCUCUCUUUUCCUUUGUCCCAGUCUCCGUUGGUUGCUCACUUUUUUCGCUUCCACCCUAUCCACUUAUGUCUGUCAGCCGGCAAUGUCAUGUUGCAUGCACUAUCCAUGUAAAUAAAGAUGUGGCCAGUAAUUUUUACUUAAGUAUUCGAUUUCAUAAUGCCGUGACCAGUGAUUUUUACUCUAUAUUCAAUUUCAUAAUUCUUUCAUGCCUGGUUGAAUAUAAACUUGCAUUUGUUCACUGGAAAGUACACACCUCUGUGUUACUUGCUAGUGGUUGCAGACCAAAUGUUUUAACAAUAAAGGAGUUUUAUCUUAUUUUUUCAUCUCAAAUUGCGCUGUUUUUGUAAAAUACCUUUAACAUCUUGUUUUACAUAGCAGAUCAGGGAUGCUGUAUUUGUAAAUUAUCAGGCAAGAAAUUAAAUGGAUAAUUAAAUUUGCAUAGUUAAGUGUGGGCUGAUGUAAUGACUUAACUGGAGGCUGCAGGGGAAACUAUUACUAUGCUGAUUGAUGAUGCACAAAAUUGCAUUUAUGCACCAUCUAUCGAGUGAUUAGUAUGGUUAAUAAAAUGCAGUAAAUAUGAUGGAG
This is a messenger RNA of Ilex paraguariensis (yerba mate), 1484 nucleotides long. The record is from the annotation of a GenBank genome assembly. Lineage: Eukaryota; Viridiplantae; Streptophyta; Magnoliopsida; Aquifoliales; Aquifoliaceae.